This is a messenger RNA of Ahaetulla prasina, 4630 nucleotides long. Its product is annotated as torsin-1A-interacting protein 1-like. Gene Ontology annotation, cellular component: membrane. The coding region runs from base 562 to 2205 and encodes 547 amino acids. Gene Ontology annotation, molecular function: ATPase activator activity. The transcript is spliced from 8 exons. Gene Ontology annotation, biological process: membrane organization. NCBI's taxonomy places the organism in Eukaryota, Metazoa, Chordata, Lepidosauria, Squamata, Colubridae. The record is from RefSeq and is a predicted model, not a curated record.
UGCUCUCAGUGUACACAAAAGAUACAUUCAUCAAAAUCAUAAGGUACAAAACACUUAAUGAUAGUCACAGGGUACAAAUAAGCAAUCAAAUCAUAUUAGGAAACAGUCAAUAUAAAUCUCAAGGGUACCUUAUACGUUUAUAUAGUAGCAUGAAUAGACAACAAUAUGUAGUUCUUUACUCCUUGAGUUUGAAUUGCAGCAGCCUUCUUUGGAAAUUGCCAUUUCCAAAAUACUGUUUUCCAAAUAAUUUUUCCUUAUUAACAGAUGGUAUACAAAGAUGCAGAAUCAAAGUAUUUAUUUGGUUUAGCUAAAUCAAUUGGGAGGUUACUUUAAAAUUAGUCGCCUCCCGGUGACCUAUUUACUUUUUUAAGCAGAUGCUGGGCUGAGCCAACUCUUUACUUGCCGUUUGUGGACUAGCCUGCAGCGUAGAAUGAAAGUUGGUUGGUGGAAAUCGAUUAAAAAGAAAGAAAGAAGACGGCGACGCUGAAGGUCAGUCCCCGGGGUGGCCGCGGACACCGGCGAUAGAAAAACCACCCAGAAAGGAUUGGCGAGGUUAGAACUAUGCCCGGUGGAAAGUUAGCGACCUCCUCUGAGUCCCCCCGCCAGAGCCAGGCGGGCGGGGACGAGGAGAGGAUGUUCCUAUGGCACGUGACGCCUAGACAGCCUCUGCGGAGAACCGCCUCCCAAAAUGGCGGUGGCGGCAGCUUUCGAACGCGCGCCUCCAUCUCCCAGGGCAGCGGCGGAAGCCGUCGCGGUGGUCGUCGGCGGGAAGUGAGGUUUUCUGAGGAAGUAAUCGAGCACUCGGCCGCGGGGAGUACGCCGAGGCCUCACGGCUUUGAGAUGUCGGGAAGACGGCUUACCAGAAAUGCUGCGAAAAAUGAAAAAGAGGCGAUGGAGGCGGCGGCGGCGGCGGCGGCGGCUGCAGAAGAAGAGGAAGGAGAACGUAGCGUGGGGUUCCAACCGGAAUGGCUGCCCGAGAAGGAAGCAAGGACCGAGCAACAGCACCCCACAGAGGAGCUACUGUCUAGGUCUUUCAAAGGACUUUCCACUCCAUAUUUAGAAGAAUGUUCCUCAAGUGAAGUCAGAAACAGAGCUUCCAACAAAAAAUUUAAUGGCAAAAUGCAAACACAGACAGAAAAUACAGAUAACAUCAAAAUGUCGGCUGAAAAUCUCGUUCGACCGCCUAUUAGGCCUUCCAGAGAAGAUAAUCCUCCUGCCCUGCCCCGAACUCCUGAGCUCAAGAGAUCUAUGAGAGGUUCUUUUUCAGAUUCAUUGCAGAAUUUGGAAGAAUUAAGGCACAGAAAACAAGCAAAGACUGACAUAAUAUUAGGGGAUCACAAAAUCACAAAGCGUGAGAAGCUCAGUGCUCUACAGAAGAAGGAUCUACAGACUGCUUUAAAAAUUGCUAAAGCUGAAAGAAGAUACUCACUUACAGUAAUUGUGAUAUUUGUGGCAACUUGCAUUGCUGCUGCUGCUGCUGGAUGGUAUAUAUUUUGGCAUUCAUCAAUACAUGCUUCAGAAAUUGAUUAUAAAGUUCUACAAGCAUUUAAAAACCAAAUGAAAGAGCUCAGGAACCUCUAUCCAAGUCAAGAUGCAAUAGUGUGGAACAGAAUCCAAGGUAUUUUUGAGAAACGUCUAAAUUUUUCUCAUCCUCAUUUGGAACCAGCUAUUUUAUUACUCACCGCUUCAAAAGAAGCUGAAGAUGUGUUGAUGUGCUUAAGCAACCAGAUUGCUGAUGCUUUCUCAUCUUCUCAAGGUGCGCUUACAAUUAAAAUUGAUGGGGCCAGCACAAGAGCUCAAGAUAGUGAUGUUGUCAAACUUAUUGUCGAUGAAAAGCUGAGCUCUGGUUUUGAGAAUGGUAACAAAGCAGCGGUAGUCCAUCGGUUUGACUCAUUACCCGCAGGUUCCACCCUGAUUUUUUACAAGUACUGUGACCAUGAAAAUGCAGCAUUUAAAGAUGUGGCUUUACUAUUAACUGUUCUUCUGGAUGGGGAGUCCCUGAAUAAGAGCUUUUCCUUGUUGGAAGUUGAGGAGAAAGUGAAAGAUUUCCUCUGGGCUAAAUUUACUAACUCAGACACACCGAAGUCUUAUAACUACAUGGAUACAGACAAGUUGAGUGGGUUGUGGAGUCGCAUAGCCCAUUUAGUCUUACCUAUAUGGCCGGAAAAUUUCCUCCCUCAGGAGAAAUGCUUACAGAUGAAAUAACUUAAGAAAAGGGAGCAAGAAGAAAAUAUGUUGCAACACAACAUGAAUUGUAUAAAUCUGUUAAUGUUUAUAUAAUGAGAAAAUUUCAAUUUACUAAUCAGAAUUACUGAAGUUAUUAGGUGAUUCAAUAUCAGAAUAAGAUUUCUCCUUUAUAAGGAAACUGAUAAAUCUGUAAAUAACUUUUUGACCUUUAACACAAUUCUAGUGAUUUAUUGGAAAACAAGAUUAUGUACUAAGGGGAAAAUACCUUGUUGUUCAGGCCCACCCAGCUUUGUGUAAUACGAAUUUUUGAAAGCAUCAAAAUCCUUUUGGAAAAUACUGUGAUUGUGGGCAACAAGGUAAGGAAUUAUAGUACGAGAUUCUGUCUUUCUGUUUGAAGUUUAAUGGACUUCAAGGCUGAAGUUGAAACCAGAUUUUCCUAUAGCCUAAGAAUAAUUCUGUCUUACUACAUUUCCCAAAACUGCAUUUUAAAAAAUCUUGUAACUGUAGAUUCUGUAAGUUUCUGCUUUGGCUACAAAAUUAUGUAAGAUGUAAGCCUAUGUCAAUUCAAUGAUAGACUGUUUUUCUCAUUUGAAAAUGGCCUGUAGCUAUGUAAUACGGUAUGUAUAUUUUCAAAUAAUUAUAAUUACAUCAGUCCAAAAACACAAGCCUCUUCUGUUUGUUCAGUUAGACUAUCACUAUUAGACAACCAAAGGCUUCCUUCAGAUGUAUGAGAAAUUUGAAAUAUUUUAUUUGAAAUUUAUUUAUUUAUCCCAUCAAUGACCAGCAACAUUAAAUAAUAAAAUGAGCUAUAUAAAACAGAGAUAGGAAAAACAAUCAGGAUCAAGAAAGAUAAAUAGGUGCAUUAUAUAUUAGCAAUUAUUAAAAAAAUCAAUUACGAUAUACUCUAAUAAUAAUGCCCCUCACUGGUAAAAGUGAGGGGUCCUUGGUGCUCCCUGAGCUUGCUUAUUUUUUUGCAGAUGUUUUAUUAUCCUAACUAGGAAACAUCAUCUAGCACUAAUGAUUACCUAGUUAAGGUAAUAAAAUGUCUGCAAGAAAAGAAGCAAGCUCAGGGAGCACCAAGGACCCCACAUUUCAAUCCUGAGCUACAAAUAUUCUCCUUUAUUAGUACUGAUAAAAGUAAUACAGGUGGUCCUCGAUUUACAGCAGUUCAUUUACUGACCGUUCAAAGUUGCAAUGGCACUGAGAAAGGGACUUACGAUUGUUUUUCACACUUAUGCAUCCCCAUGGUCCCUGAUCAAAUUUUGAAUGCUUGGCAACCGACUCAUAUUUAUGACAGUUGCAGUGUGCGGUGAUCACAUGAUCAUCUUUUGCAACCUUCUCACAAGCAAAGUCAGUGGGGAAGCCAGUUUCACUUAACAACUGUGCUACGAAUUUCAUUACUAUCGUGAUUCACUUAACAAAUGUGGAAAGAAAAGGCAUAAAAUGGGACAAAACUCACUUAGCAACAUAAAUUUGGGGCUCCAUUGUCAUAAGUUAAGGACUACCUGUAUAAUAAAACUACACAUUAAAAUAUAUGUUCUCUAAAAAUUAACAAAAAAAUAACUAAGCAAAGUAUUAAUAAGAAUAAGGAUCCUUAGUGCUUUAACCAGUUUUUCCUUAUUAUCAUUGCAGCAGCAUAAAAUUUUGCUACUGCACGAGUGAUGCAUGGAUUCAAAUACUGAAGAUGGUUUGCAAAGAAAUUAUUUGAUUUCCCUAGAAAUCUCUCUAUUAGAGGGAGAAUGUACAUUGAUGUCCCUGUAAAAUGUGCAGCGCAAUAAGACAUGAUAUAUCUUCAACUUCCCCAUUGUCACAUGUACAUAUGCACUCGGCUAUUGGGUUUUUAUGCAAAGCAGAGAGGAAAACAUGGAAUAAGGUCUGACGGGGAUCUAGCAUAGUCUUACAGCAGUCUAGCUAUCUUCAUGGCAUGUACUGUACAGUGAAAACUGGUUCAUUUUUUUUUCCUGUUAAACAAACUGAUAGCAACAUUGAGAUUUUCUACAAUUGCUGCUAUAAAUAGCAAAUAUUAAUAUAAAAUAUAGAUUGCAUUAACCUUUAUAAAGCCACUUUUUUAUAGGGUUGGGCAAUCAAGAAAUUUAAUAAAUAAUAAAAUUGUAUUUGCAGAUAUUAACAUUGUACAUUGACUGUGGAGAGUAUAGGUUUGAGUUACUUCAUGAGAGAAGUUCUUUGGUCAAUUCAAAGAGUUUUUAAUUUUUUAGCAAAAACCUAAUAUAGUGAUAAAUAAUGGACUACAUAUUUAAUCAGUUUGGUUAUGUAUGUGUGUAAAGUCUUCAUUAAAAAUUACUAUAUUUUGAUUGAAAAUGUUUCGUUGUAAUACAGUUGACACUUUCCUAAUGAGUUAGAGUUCUUUGCAGUCUGUUUUCUGGAACACUUAGGUUCUUAGGAUAAAUGUUUAGAAAGACUCAAGUAAAUAAAUCUAUGCACA